Molecule: messenger RNA, 1628 nt
Organism: Cyprinodon variegatus (sheepshead minnow)
Lineage: Eukaryota; Metazoa; Chordata; Actinopteri; Cyprinodontiformes; Cyprinodontidae
Product: ras-related protein Rab-26-like
Exons: 9
Coding region: 130-882 (250 amino acids)
Molecular function (GO): GTP binding; GTPase activity
Source: RefSeq, a predicted model, not a curated record
CUCCUUCCUCAACAGCGCAGCAGAUACAACUUAACGCGGGGAAAGUGUGUGUUGUUUCUCUAGAAAACCAGAAACUUCACGUUUCUCUUCGCUCGAACUUUACAAGUUUAACCUCGGUCUCCUAGAGUCAUGUCAAGAAAGAAGGCAGCGAAGGGUAAAGGGAGCUCUAAGAGCCCAAAGCCGUCUCCCAGCAGCGGGCGGACAGCAAAGGGACUGGCCGCCGCUGGAGCUCCGUCCUCCGCGCUGGUUUACCCGAGCAGACCCUCCAUCAGCAACAGCGGCGAGUUUUACGACAUCGCCUUUAAGGUGAUGCUGGUGGGGGACUCAGGUGUGGGAAAGACCUGUCUGCUGGUUCGUUUUAAGGAUGGAGCCUUUUUAGCUGGAAGUUUCAUCUCUACAGUUGGCAUCGAUUUCAGGAAUAAAGUCAUGACUAUCGACAGCAUCAAGGUCAAAUUACAGAUUUGGGAUACAGCUGGUCAGGAGCGUUUCCGCAGUGUCACUCAUGCCUAUUACCGUGAUGCCAAUGCUCUGCUGCUUCUCUAUGAUGUCACCAACAGAGCAUCCUUUGACAACAUCAGGGCCUGGCUGACAGAAAUUCAUGAGUACGCCCAGCAGAACGUGGUCGUCAUGCUGCUGGGCAACAAGGCUGAUUCCACUCAUGACAGGGUGGUGAAACGAGAGGAAGGCGAGAAGCUGGCCAAGGAGUUUGGAGUACCCUUCAUGGAGACGAGUGCUAAAUCUGGGCUGAAUGUGGAGCUGGCUUUCACUGCAGUGGCCAAAGAGCUGAAGCACCGGACCAUGAAGGAACCCGACGAGCCGAAGUUUCAGCUACAGGAAUAUGUGGACAAAGAAAUGAGGGUCGCCAGCUGCUGCCGCUCUUAAACCACAUCCAUGGGUUAACCAAGUUUCUACUGAAGGCAAAGAAACGAAACAGGGAUACUAUCAUCAUUAUUAUUAAUAUUUAACUACACAAUAAGCUAGAGUGUGUGUGUGCCUGGGAAUGACCCUGAAACUCUCCGUCUCAGUGAUUAUAAGGCCAAUCUGGUCUCCCAUAACCCACCAUCUACUGCAACUGUGAAUGUAUAAUAUCUUCUGUUCACAUGCAUGUCCACAAACACAUUAUGCUCUGUUCACUGCCUGCAGGAUCCAUAUUGUCCAGUUUUUUCUUAUUGAUGUAAAUAUUUUAAAGAGGAUUUAGAUUUGUCUUUUGGAAGCUGUGUGGUUUGUUAAAGCAUUACAACAGAACUAGAUGUUAAUAAUGGUGUACAGAUUAUCAAACCAACCUUAGGAAAGCAAAAGAACGAGCUAAUCUUAUCAAACUCUUAAGGUUUUUUAAAAUACUGUGUCCUCCUGUUGUACAGUCUGUAACCAUUUUAUUCAAAGUGAAACUUAAUCUGAGCAUUUGUCCUUAUGUUUGCUCCAUUUUAACAUGUGAUAAGAUCUGGGCACUCAAAGCUUUCAAUUUUUCUGCUAUUUUGACACAAUAUGAAAUGUAAAGGACUGUACUUUGCACUUUAUCAUAAAAACACAAAGGAAAUGGUGUUUUUUCCUGAGAUGAUGUCUAAUUUAUUUAUGAUGAUUAAAUUAGCUAUCAGUGUUUUUUAUUGUUAUAAAAUAUUCCUCUGAAA